CUGACCAAAAAUGUCUCCUAUUUUUUUUGUUGAUUUUAUGACAGCCGAAUAAACUAAAGCAACAUAGAUAACAGGAAACGAUGCUGAGUCAUGCUUUGUGACUCAUCUAUUUUGACCCAUGAACACGGGGGCCAGUUUAAAUCCCCAUACUUUCAAAGGGAGUACGUCACGGAGAGAGAGCUGGAGCUCAGACUUGUAGUUCACUCUCAUCAUCAUACCCCCAGGAGGCUCUGCUGCUUCCCCAGCCCCUUUGUUCAGUCUAGCCGGUGGGUUGAGUCACACAGGGAGGCUGUGCUAAAACCCAACAAAUCCAUACCACUGUGGGAAACACCGACAGGAGCUUGGAAAAAAAAAAUAUAACCGAGGAGUCCGGUUUAAUGAGAGGAAGAAGGCGUCAGGAAAAAAAAAAAAAGUUGCUUUUGAGUGUUGCUGAUGCUGCGUUUCGCUUAGAAAAACCGUGUGUGUGCCAGCGCUCGGCUGCGAUACAUGUCGGCGUCUCCUCGGUAGCUUUCUCCGGCUAUCAUCCCUGCUCAGAGAAUGAACCGGCAGGCUAAGUGCUAAAGGUCUACUGCAGACACUGUGCAGUUGUUGCCAUCAUCCGCUUGAUCCACGCUGACUCUCCCUUUCAGUUUCUGCUCAGCAUCCAUAUUUGCAUCCCAGGGAGUGGCAACCACUAAUCCCCCCCUUUUUUUUUUCCUCCUCCCUGGCAAGAAAAUUGAAAGUUGGGCCGGUUGGCAGGACACUGAUCGGACGCUCUAAUUUCACACCAGAAAAGCUAAACAUGGAGAGAGACAGCCACCACUCCCACAUCUAGUGCCUGAUCCACAAGCCUUCUUCACCCAGGGAGGAGCUCUCAGGUCCCGGGCCAUCUCCCUGCUACUGUAGAAUGAAUAUGCUCAAGUCCAGCGGACUGAAAAUCCCUGGCCGGGGGCCCAAACAUUCCAGCCCAGUGGGAAGGACCUCAGCGGGUGGAACAUCCAGCCCAGUCGUCCCUAAAGACAAUUGUCCACUCAAGCCCACCACACCAACAAAAAUCUCCGAAGAGGGCGACGAUGUUUUGGGGGAUUACACAGUCGGCGAACAAGUCUGGGUCAACGGUGUCAAACCAGGAGCUAUCGCCUACCUGGGGGAGACCCAGUUUGCCCCCGGACAGUGGGCAGGCGUGAUACUGAAUGACCUAGUUGGCAAAAACGAUGGUUCAGUGGGCGGAGUGCGCUACUUUGAAUGCCAGCCCCUCCAGGGCAUCUUCACGCGACCCUCGAAGCUCACCCGACAGCCGGUCGGAGAGGGAAGUGACAGCCACUCCACUGACUCACUCUCUGCCCAGAAUCAGACUCAGCAAGGUGGCAGUGGUGCCCCCCCUGGCCAGCGGGUGGUGGUGCCACUCAGAGAGGGUCUGCUCAACAGUGCAGUGAAAACAGGCAAUGAGUCAGGGUCCAAUAUGUCUGACAGCGGUUCGGUUAAGAAAGGAGGGGAUAAGGAUCUUCGAGUUGGAGAUCGAGUUUUGGUCGGAGGCUCUAAGAUGGGAGUCAUACGCUACAUGGGAGAGACAGACUUCGCCAAGGGUGAAUGGUGUGGGGUCGAGCUGGAUGAGCCUCUGGGGAAGAAUGAUGGUGCAGUAGCUGGUACAAGAUACUUUCAGUGUCUUCCCAAAUUUGGCCUGUUUGCUCCGAUCCAUAAGGUGAUCCGCAUCGGCUUCCCCUCCACCAGCCCGGCCAAGGCUAAGAAGAGCAAGCGGGUGGCCAUGGGGGUUUCUUCUCUGGCCCACAGCCCCAGCAGCUCCUCCAUCAGUUCAGUCAGCUCGGUGGCCUCCUCCGUGGGUGGACGACCGAGCCGAGCUGGACUGCUGACGGAGACAUCAUCACGCUAUGCCCGUAAGAUCUCAGGCACCACAGCUCUCCAGGAAGCCCUGAAGGAGAAGCAGCAGCACAUCGAGCAGCUGCUGGCCGAGAGGGACCUGGAACGGGCCGAUAUGGCCAAGGCCACCAGCCACAUCUGUGAGGUGGAGAAGGAGCUGAACGUUAUGAAGGCGCAGCACGUGCAGUAUGUAACAGAGAACGAGAGCACACUCCAGCAAGUCAAAGGCAUGUUGGCAACCACAGAGAAAGAUAAACUGGAACUGGCCAAUCAGCUCGAAGAAGAGAAAAGGAAAGUGGAGGACCUCCAGUUCAGGGUAGAAGAGGAAUCCAUCACCAAAGGAGACCUGGAGACUCAGACGAAAUUGGAACAUGCCCAUAUUCGACAGCUUGAGCAGAGUCUGCUCCUCGAAAAGUCGAGAGCAGAGAUGCUUCAGAAAGAAUUAGAGAAGAGGAGGCAAACCACAGUUGAAGAGCAGAGUCGUAUCAUGCAGCUGGAGAAGGAACUCAGCAGCCGGAGAGUCGAGAUCGAGAACCUCCAGGCUCAACUCAGAGGAUCUGAAACGAGCUCGCAGCAAGCCAGCGACAGCGAGGCUGCCCCGGGGACAGACACUCAGCCAGAGACCCUCCUCCUGCGCGAGCAGCUUGUGUCGGCGGGCCGUGAGCACUUCAAGGAGAGCAGUGAGCUUAAAGAGAAGUACGAGACUGCAUUAGCAGCGUGCCAGCAGGAGAUAGACACGCUGAAGGCGGUGGUGGAUAAUAAGAACCAGGAGAUCAGUGAGAUGAAGCAGAAAGUCCAACAGGCUGCCAAGGAAAACAUGGAAAUGAUGGACACCUGGAAGGAUAAAUUCGACACUUUAGUGAGCAACCACCAGCGUUCUUUGGAAGAACUGAAGGCCAAAUUGAGCAGUGAUCAAGCUGUUCCAGCAGGCCAGGAGCAGGACGCCCAGGAGCUGAGAGCCACUCUGGAGGGCCUGAAGAUGGAGCACCAGCUGGAGAUGGAGAAUCUCAAGGCCAAACAUAAGAUCGAAGCCGCAAUCCUGACCAAGGAACGUGAAGACCUCUGCACUCGUCUUCAGGAGGCCAAAGACCAGCUGGCUGAAGGCAACCAGGCAUGGAGGACCGAGGUGGAGGCCAAAAGCAGCAAGCAGGCCCUGGAGGAGGUCACGGAUAAGCUACAGAAGGCGGAGCAGAGGCUGGCGGAGAUGGAGAAGCUUAAAAUGGAGCAGGACAAAAGCACAGGGGAGCUGAGAGAGAGACUGGAGCUGUCAGAGAAGAAGAUGAUGGACUAUGAGGCCCUGCAGAAGGCACAGGCAGAGAGCCAAGAAGAGAUCCAGAAACUGGAGGAGAAACUGAGGGUGACGGCCAACCAGCUCCAGGCCAUCCAGGCAGACCGCUACACAUCCCAUGAUGCAAAUGUGAUUGAGGAUAACGAAAUUUCAGAAGAGAAGAUGAAGCUUAAACAGAAUAUUGAAGAAACAAUGGAGAAGUUGUUAAAAAGGGAAAAAGAGGUCUCGACUCUCACGUCCCAGGUUGAAGCCCUCAAAUCUCAGAUGGGAGCACUAGAGGGCAAAGUCCGCUCAGGGGAAAAGAAAGUCGAGGCCAUGGCCAAGGAGAAGGUGCGUUUGGAGACGGAGCUGGAGUCCAUGACCAAGAAGUCCCAUGAUGCCUCUGGGCAGCUGGUCAACAUCAGCCAGGAGCUGCUGAAAAAAGAGAGGAGUCUAAAUGAACUGAGGGUGUUACUCCUGGAGACACAUCGCCAUUCACGGGAUAUGGAGAAAGACCUGAACAGAGAAGUGCACAAAGCUGAGUGGAGGGUGAAGGAGCAGAAACUACAGGAUGACAUCAAGACCCUGCGUGAAAAACUGCUUCUACUGGGUCGGGAAAGGUCUUCACCUGACCACCGUCGGUACUCCAUGUUGGACCCCUCGGCCCUGGACUCAGAAGUGAGCCGUCUUCGCCAACGGCUGCUCAGCACUGAAGAGGCUCUGAGGAAUGCCUUGGAACACAACCAGCAAGUCGACCAGCUGGUCCAGGCUAUGCGCAGGCAUCCAGAUAAAAGCCCGGCACAUGGUGCAAAUUCAGCCAAUGGAAUUCAUCAUCAGGAGUCAGACAGUCCUCGAGAUGUUGGAACAACACUGAUAUGAGCAGAAGAGAUAAGACUGAAAUGGGACGUACGGAGGCACACCUUAAAGAAAAGCUUGGCCGACAUUUCUCCUGAUCCUGCGACGGGACACCUGAAGAACAUUUCAGUUUACAGUUAAUACCAAAACAGCGAAUCUCAAGUGAAUUUAUGUGUUUGUUGCAGAAAGCACCUAUUAGCCAAUCAUGAAGACCGCUUAAAGUACUAUAAAAUAUAAACAGGAAACAGGACAUGGACAUGAAGAGAUAUUAUCGGUACAACUCCUGAGAACUUACAGUAUGGCAACUUUUGAUGCUUUACGGUAGUUAGAAAGUUUGAAUCUACAAGUUGCCGGGAACUCUGUGACAAUUCUGAAUUUUGAAGGCUGAUGGACAACGAUGUGAAGAAGUGAAGAAGAACCGGGUCUCAGUCGCUUUGUUUGUUUUAUUUAUUACUUUUAAUUUGCCUCCUCAGCUUUGUAAUAAUCCUCUACGGCUGAGCUGUCUUGGCCAGUGAUACCCCAAGCAACUCUUCAAGGAUGACACUGACUAUUUUUUUUUUAGGGGUUUGGCUCAUUUGUCACCUUAAUUAAUACCUAAUGGGAGAAUUAGACAGACUCAUUACAUUUAGCUCUGACCACUGCUUUAUUGUACAAUGUGAUAAGUACUUGUCACGUUAUUGGAAGCAUUAAAAAAGACCUUUAAAAUAACACCCCAAAUCUGUCUUUUCAGUAGAGAAGUAGCUGCAAGAAGGUUUUUGUUUCACUCUUUUUGCUUGUGAUUAUGUUGAAUCCAUUAGUAUUAUGGUGGCCAUUUUUUUGGUUUGGAAAAUUUCUAAACUGUCCACAAAACUUUCCAAACCAACUCCCACAACAUAAUCCACUCUCCAGCCAUGUGCUCAGUCUGUUGCAAAAGUCUGUUUUUUUUCACUAAAAUACAGCUAAAAACUACUGCUUCUGUUUCAAACCAAAUCCAAACCAGUCCAAAUGACUUUUCCCAACCUUUAUCGCUCAUGAAGUCAGUAAGAAAACCUGUGCAAACUCUUGCGUUUUAUGACUAUCAUCAAGAUCAAAUUUCAGUACUCUGGAAGUGUCCUAAAAACCAUUUUAGGGUUAGGUCUGGAUCUUUACACGAGCAAUCAAGCACAACAAGAUGUCUAGCUAUAAGAAAAAAGAUGGAGGACAUGAAGGCACAACAGAGAGAGAGUUUCAUUCCCUCUGGCAACUUUUUACUGCUUUAUCAUACUUAUAUAAUAGCCAAUUAUUUUUUUUGUAUAUGUUCUGCAUUUGGUUUAACACUUAGUUAACUUAACUAUUAACAUGCUCGAAAGUUACUGGUUAUCAAACUAUGGUAUGUGUACCACUGGUGGUACCUCUCUCUAGUGGUACAUGGAAUAUUUAAAACAUAUAUAAAUUAAAUUGAUAUAAAAACAUAAAAAACUACAAAAUUUAGACAGAAAAUAAACCACGAGAUUGCUGAAAUGUAGCAUACAUUUAUGUAGCACACACACUGCUGCGAGCUAAAAUGUGGCGCAGGUAAAUCGUGGCUCGAAAUAUUAUGAAAAGAACUGCAGUUCAUGAGUACCUCUUGUCCACCACCAUUAGCUCUGAUUCUUGAACCGGUUCUGCUCAAGAUUCAACCACAGGUAAUAAUAAAUAAUCUCCUUAUUAGGAAUAAACCCGCCUACAUAAACUGUCCGUAGCUGAAUAGGGUCGGCCUACGCUGCUGUUUUUACUGAUACUUUGUGACGUACUUACAUUUUCUAAAGGUGGUACAUGGUGCCAAAAGAUUGACAAACUACUACUCUCAGGCAUCAGUACUGUUACCAUGGUUACAUGUAGUAUAAACUACUUCAACAGUGGUUAAACCGUUGACUAAGACUUAGACGUUUCAAAUAACGCAAUUAUUUCUGCUUACCAUAAUGUUCUCCAAAGCAUCAACCGAUCAUGUCUUCAGGUUUAAGGUGACUAACGGACCAUCCUCCUAAAAAUAAAAUAGAAAAAGUAGUCCCUUUUAGCCAUUGCACAUGAGUGGACUUCUCAGACAAUUAUUAAUGAACCUGGGAAGCUCUGCUGAAUUCAGACUUGUGUUACAGUAUGUUUAUAGAAUGAAUAUAGUGAAUUAUUCCAGACUUUUUCUUAAACUCGUCUGACCCUGUAUCAAUACGCCUCUUACUCUGUCAGUAAUGAUCAGUUAUUUUAUUUACUGUGGACUAUGUAUCAGUACAGACUCCAUCUACACACUAGUAUUAACUAAUUAUAUAUGGUACGCCAUAGCAGCCUAUUUUAAUGUCAUAUCCGGAUUACUUUACUGACCUUUUUGUUGGGUACUGAAGGGCUGUCACAGGAGCUAAAACCCAAACAAUGGAUGUUAGGAUGUUACACUUGCCUAGAUUGACAACACCUGUAUUUAAUUUGUAGAAAUGUUACCAACACGUAAAGAAUUUAUACCGUAAGUCUUCCAAAUAUUGUUUUAUCCAUCUGUCAAGUAAACUCGGAGAUCCUGUUUGCAGUUGCUUUUGCUACAGGAGACAUUACACCGAGGUGAGUGGUGUGUGGAAAGCUUGAAAUCGUGUCUCCUGAGCAAAACAUGUCGGGCAGGCGCUGGUCAGCUCAGAUAAAAACCUAAAUUUUUCCAUUGGAUAUUGUACAAGGCCUUUUCAGCUGGAGGGCUCAUAACCUUUGGGUUAUUGCUGCAAUGGUUUCGAAGAUUGAGUCAUUAAAUAUUAACAAUGUGG
Larimichthys crocea (large yellow croaker) is the source of this 6714-nucleotide messenger RNA. RefSeq names its product CAP-GLY domain containing linker protein 2 (gene clip2). The coding region runs from base 887 to 4003 and encodes 1038 amino acids. Lineage: Eukaryota; Metazoa; Chordata; Actinopteri; Sciaenidae. Gene Ontology annotation, cellular component: cell cortex; microtubule plus-end; nucleus. Gene Ontology annotation, biological process: cytoplasmic microtubule organization. The transcript has 18 exons. The record is from RefSeq and is a predicted model, not a curated record. Gene Ontology annotation, molecular function: microtubule plus-end binding.